ACCCAAGAAAAGUUGAAAGAGAACGUCUUCUGAUGAAGAAUAGCUCUGCCAAGCCCUGAAUAUUACCCAAUAAGAGACAAAAUGCUAAAAACAACUCUACGACCACCUUGUCUCCAACCUCAAUCCAACCAUGCAGGCCCCAGCAGAGUUGACCCAAAUCCUCACAUUAUUAAAAACUCCAAGGCUGACCCUGCAGAAGGCAAAAGCUAUUUGGCAAGGCUGAAAGGAACGGGAAAUGAUAGUAGCCAUGGAAAGCAGGAAAGGAAAGAGUCAGCCAGAGAAAACCUCCAGAAAGAACCUUGGAGAGCCAAUGGGAAUGAUGUCCCCCACAAAAGCAAUGACAACAGGCCAUUGUCCAAUGAGAAAGGAGACUCUCGGUGGCCUGUUUCUGAAGGGAUGGAUUCUGGGAUUAACAACAGGGACGAUCAAAGUCAAGAAUGGAAAGUGGUGAAAGUGAAACGAGUUCUGCUUUCUCCAGCUGAUGAACCUAAGAAAGCGAAUAUCUCAAGAAGUGCAAGUUUCUCCGAAACAGACCUGAAGGAAGCAAAAGAGAGGAGCCAAAGAAUUGUUGCUCAGUUGACCAAUCCACCAAGUUCCAAUUCCAAAGGGGUCCUGCUGUUUCACAGACGCAAGCAGCGAGUGAAUGCAUUCACCUUAGGAGCCCCAAAGCCAACCAACCCAGAACGAGGAGCUGCGGAGAAAGACCCCAAAACUAUCACUCACCCUUGCGCUCUGAGCCAUGGGGAAGAAUCGCAUCUGAAGCAGACUCCGAAACCAAACAAGGAGCCGAACACUUCAUUCUGCCUCAAUAGCUUUGGACGCUGGGGACAAAAAGUCACCAUGGAAAAAUACGAGGAGGAGCUGGGUGUGGAACAUCCUCUAGAUAAUGCACAGGGCCUUCCGUGGAAUAAGGAAAAGAGUGAGACGAUUCUUUAUUCAACAAACCCAACACCCUCUAAAGAUAUUCCAGAGGAAGAAUUUCAGCAGAUCCCACUCAGUGUAUACCUUAAGGAGAAUACAGGGACAACUUCAACCAAUGGAAUACAUGAACCCCUCACUGAGUUUGGAAAAAUGCCUAUGGUUGAGCAAGGACCAAUGAUGGGCAAUACAGAAAACAUCCCAGCUAAGACUGAGGAUGAGACUACCCCUAACAUUGAGAAAAAAGAUACCAUUCUUGAAAAAGAACUGUAUCUUCUGCAUAUGGAUCAGGAAAAUAAUAUUCUCAAUAAAGAACUGUAUCUACCCAUAGGUAGUGAGAAAAACAACAAUAUCCCUGACAAAGAUCUGUACACAGCCAUCAUUGACAGGGAGAAUAAUAUUGUCCUCAACAAGACAUUGAGUGAACCAGUCACUGACAGAAAGGAAAAUGGAGAGCUGCCCUACAUGGAACAGGAUGAGUUGGUCACUGAAAAUGAGAACAUUUUUCCCACUGCCGACACCGAAAAAGCCACCGAUGUAGGUUCUAAUGAAACCAGCGCACAAAAUCAUAGGCAGUAUUGUGAAGUGCGCCUGACUUUGUCGAAGCCCCAACCAGUGAAGAACCGAACUGCAAGACCUUUUGGCACUCAGUCACUAGCUAAAAUCCUCUCUCCAGCAGAGAAGGGCCCAGUGACGGAGAUUCCUCCACCACCCACCUAUGCAGAAACAUUUUCCAGCCCUCCUCCAGUGACUAGGGUCAGGUCACCACCAGCUUACUCAGCACUGUAUCCUUGUCAAGAGCAGAAAAUCCUGGUUGCACCUGAAACUAGGUCCAAAGACAGCAGCCCAGGACCUCAAUUCAGAGAGGACAAAGCACCACCUCCAGAUAAAACAGGCAUUCUGGAGGAAUCUGCAGCCCGCAGAACAUCUAAGAAGUCCAUGUUCACCUUUGUUGAGAAGCCAAAAAUGGGUCCUAAUCCAGAUCUUUUGAAUUUAGUACAGACAUCAGAUAAUAAAAAGAAGCAGAGAGGACAAGGAGGAGUAUUUCCUGAAGAUGAAUCAUUUGCAUUGGGUGCAGAUGCCUCUAACUUUCUAACUGAAGAUAGAUCAUUGCAUGGACCCACUCAGUCCCUUGGGGAUCCUCCACCAGAGUGGUCUUCAUGUUUAAGAUCACCAAAAAUACAGCCUAAACCUAAAAUAAGCUCCAACCAAAGCCUAUCGGAGGCGAAAGGAAAGGGGGCAGAACUGUUUGCCAAGAGACAGUCAAGAAUGCAGAAGUACGUCAUUGAAACCCCGUCACAUCCAGAUAUAGCAAGAUCACCUUCACCUACGAUGUCUCUUCCUCCAUCCUGGAAGUAUACUUCAGAAACUCAUCUCUCCCCUGUGACAUUCCAACCUACACUCAAAAGUCCAUCAAGGUCUCCAAAAGGUCCCCCUGCAUCUUUCUACAACAGCAAUUUGACAGAAAGGGAGCUCUCCAAAAAGGAGUUGGAAAUCUCCAAGCAACAGCCUUACCAGUCACCCUCGUUUGUUCGUUCUCCAGUCAAAGAGCCCAUGAGAUCUGUAGUCCCUGAAAGGGGUUAUAUGAGGAAGGCUUCUUCCUCUACUUCGCCCUUGGCACCUUCUCCUCUGUUGUACCCAUCUGCCCAGUCCAGCCCAAGCAGAACAUUGCCUGGCCUCUUUGCUCCGUUACCUGGAAACAUGUUUCCAUCACAGAAGAUCAGAGCAAAUGCUGAAAUAUCACCAGAAGCAUCUUUUGAUUACCCUUCUAAAAUUUUGUCUCCGAGAGCUAAAGGAGUAUUCCAAGCUCCAAGACCAUCUUACUCCACCAAGAAUGCAGGGAUUGAGCCUCAGGAAAGAAAAACAUCCCUGCCUGCCUCCCCAACAUGGACUCCACAGCUGAUAAGGCGACCGUCCAGCAGCAUAGAGGGCUGGAUGAGCCCAGCCCAAACUCCAGAAUCUGAGGAUGGACUUGUCGAAGCCUUUAGAGCAGCCCAUGUUAUGACUCCACCUCCUCCCAUGUCUCCAUCCUGGAGCGAAAGGUCUCUGUCCCCAUUUCGACAGGAGAUUGACCAAAAGUCCAGCCGACAGAUGCAGGUGCUGUUGGCAAGAAAUAUCAUAAAUGCUGCCCGGAGGAAGAGCUCUUCUCCCAAACUCACUGGAGUAGAAAACUUCAGGCCCUUCACGCCCCCUGUCACUUGCCCCAGUGUGUCAUCUGCUGGUGGGAGCCCUAAGAACAGGAGUACUCAUUCUCCGAGCCCAAUUCUGUCACCCAAGCCAACAAGAACGGAUGGCUACAGACGUGUCUCCCUCCCCGUCUCAGCUGCCCCACCGCAGGCUAGUGCAUCAUCAAACAACAGCCCCAGGUUGCUAGGCAUCAAAUCUCCAAGCCCACUACAGUCACCAAAAGCAGGGAGGAUGAAUGGAAACAAAUGCUUCACGCUGCCUACUAGAACAGGAGCCUCCCAGUUCAUUGUCUCAACAAACCAUAAUGGCCCAAGUAUAGUGGGCACUCAUUCUGAAUCACACAAGGAUCCAGAGCCGCUUCAAAAACCCACAAUUGUGGAUAGCCAUAAGGCCUUCACAUUGCCAGCAAACACCAGUGGGAUAUCGUAUACCAGUCCAAAAAACCUGGAUGCUGCUUCUCCCACUCUCCAAAGUCCGAUGAUGACAACAUGGUCCCUGGUGAAGCGCUCCACUUCCAUGUCCCCCACCAACUCAGAGGCAUCCGUGGACUCUGACUGCUCUGGGGUCAAGUCACCUAGCAUCCGCAGCUUCAAUAUUUGUCCACGAGGCUGGAAUGGCAGCCUGAGGCUGAAACGGGGUAGCCUCCCAUCAGAAGCAUCCUGUACCUCUUAAACAUGGACCAAGAGAUGUGAACCAAAAACAAAGGUUCUGAAAACUGUUGCCAAAGUAUUUGUGCAGGUCCAUACAUGCAUAAUCCUGCCAACCUAAUUAAGUUUUAGGAGGAAGACAUUCAUCUGCGAAGAUGUGUAACACCUUCUCUCCAAGUUUGUCACUUCUUGGGGACUUUGAAGAAGAGAAUUUAUGAGAAACAUUUCUCAUACAAAGGAGAAGUGUGAUUCAGCUUCUAUUCUUGCAGGGCAUCCAUUUCCACAGGAUCUUUGUCAGCUUCCUCCUCCCUCUCUUUUGGGAGACAUGCUUGACUUUCCCAGGUUUUGCUUUCUCUUUCUCAGCUGGACUGGAGACACGAUAAUUUCUUUGCUUGGAGAAGAUUAAGGCGCAUCUGACUGCUUUUGUUCCCUCUGAGAAAUAUCCUGCAGGAGGACACAAAGCCCAUGACAGAAUCCUUGAUGACUCUUAAUGAGGGGACUGUAGGAGAGGAAAGCCAGCCUCAAGUCCAUGUUUCACUUAAAACAAUUAAGUCCAUGUUUCACAUAAAAACAAUUGCCAUUCAUUUAGCUCUACUUUGAUAGAGCUACUCUUCAGUUGGCUUCCACUCCAACAUCCUGAGGGAAGAAGAAAAAAAAAACAUGAGCCAGAAGCCCAUUCAGAAGUCGUUGGUGAUGUUUCAUCUGCACAGCAUAAUUUUCCUCCAAACAUAAAGAUUGACUUUAUAUAAACCAAAUGAAAUGAAAGAAGGUUGUUUUAAAGCCUUUUUGUUCUCUGGACUAUUGGAGCUGAAUUAUUACAAGAGGAUGAAGGACCAAUUCAAGCUACAAUCCAAGUACUCCUGCAUCCACAUUAGAAGAUACCACGUAGGAACAUCAAAUGUAGGAACGUCGAAGCUUUCUGGAAAAGCCACCAAAGUCAGCUAGUCUGGGAUUGUAACAGUAAGGAUCCACUCUUCUCAGAACUCUUGCCAUGAUUUCAGGACUGAAUGCCUAGUGGGCAAUGGUUCUGGUACUGCCAGUCACCAGGAGAGAGGUCUUCUGAUCUCUUCUAUUGCUUUCUAGUUUACCAGAUAUCUGGGAGGCAAAGCUAUCCAAGAUGUUCCUCUGGGGAGGACAUUCACAACAUGUCUUGGUUAGUAAGCCCCAAAUAAUGCUUCUUCUGUCAACUCUUUUUUUCAGCACCUGGAGGAAGCUGCCUUCAGGUGCUUCUUGCAUAACGGCUGAAAACCACAGAUGGAGAAGUGAGCUCCACCUCUACAAGGGUCAGGAGCAAUAUCCCAGCAAAGUUAGUUACAUCCAACGGUAGGGAAGCUCAACAUAGCUGUUCCCUAACACUGCCACCUAUCAGAAACUUCAUUGGUCACUUUAUUUUCACCUGUAUCUGUCUCAGCCCCUAGACAUACAGGUCAGAACACAAAGGCUGAAGUAGUCUUCACUUACGUGGGACAGAUUUGCAUUCAGAAUAACAUUCCACACUAGGAAAGGAAAAGUGAGGAGCCAUUAUCUAAAACACACACAGGUACCAAGAUAUACAUAAGCCAAGCAGGUGGAUGAUUCUAUAUGAAUCAACUAUCUCAGGUCCCUAUCCUCGCAAUCUACCAAUCAGAGUAAAUAGCAGACAAACCCAAUAGGCUAAAUUCCCUUCCAAUUUUCCUCUUUGCUUUAUCCCCCAGUACUGUGCCUCGUAGCAACAUCUACAAGGCACAGUACUGUGUCUGGUAGCAGCAUCCAUCUAUUUGCACCACCUGUAUGACCCGACAAAACUUCUGAUCUACCUCUGCUGAGCAGCAAAGAAAAAUACACCUUAUAUCAUCAUUGCCUUUAUUGUUCGGCAUCCAGAAUGAAGGACUUCCUGGAGCGUAAGGCACGCAUAUACAUGCAUGUUUCUUUUUUCAGACUUACAAUCAAUCUGGCUUCAUUCCUUACUUUCAGCCACAAAGCAGUGUCUGUGGUUGAUGUCUGAGCUCAGCUUGAGUGUACAAUAACUUAUUCUGUGCUGCACCUUGCCAUAAUCCUGCAGAGUAGAACCGUCCAUCCUUCUGUGGAUGGAAGUGGCUGGCUGGAGCCAGGUGACUGGGGAAAUGGCUCUCUUCCCAUUGAACAAAAUAAUUUGGACAAGUGAAGAGAAAAGACAGAGGAGAGAAUAGUUCAGACAGAUUUCACCGCAUGAUUGUCCCAUGCUUAUCCUGCCUUCUCCCGUCAUAGGAAUAGAAUAGGAAGUUGGUCUGCAGUAUUUGCGUCCAUAGUCUCAGAACUAUCAGAAUUCCAGGCAAUGUGUUCUGUGAUCUGUAGUCUAGCCAAUGUGAGUAAAGUGAGCCCUGUGUGUGCAAAAUGUCCUCCUCCCAUGGUUUCCCCUUACAGCUCAGUUCUGGCCCCCUAUGUCUUGCCCGUUUUCUCUCUUGCUUCUCCGCUGUGUGAUAGAGUGUCAUCUAGCUAAUACAUCAGCUGGCCUUGGCAAGGACCAGGUCGUAUCAGGUGUUUCCCUACUUGCCCUUGAUUCAGCAGAAGCCCUCUAUUUUUAUCCUGUAACCUUUAAAGAUGAGAACAUUUAUUUGAUAUUAAUUCAAACUGAGCCAGAAAUGAAUAAUCGGGGCCACCCUCAGCUUUGUUUUCUUCUGAUCAUACAUAGCUUAUGUAGGAGAUCAGAUGGAGGAGGCUCCAAGCUGUGGGUACCUUGGAAACAUACCAGCAUAAACUCAGCCAAGCUUACCAAAUAGCCCUUAUAUUGUAUCUACUCCAGCAGAAUAACUUCUCCAAAGGAACAUUUUGACGUUUUCCUUUUAGGGGUGAGGAGAAGUGGGACACUGGGGCCGAGCUGGCCUAACCAUGCUGCUGAAGUCUUCUGAAACUCAAGGCCUUCAGGUUUAUAUGAUAUAUAGAGAUUGCUAUGCCAGGUAUUUUCAGAAAUAUGGAACAUGUAAGGGAAGAAAUGAUUGAUACAGUAGAAAUGUUUAGCUUGCAUAAAUUCAGUCCUGGCAUCUCCAGGUCAGGCUGUGAAAGAGAACAGUCUGAAGUUCUAGAGAGCAACCAUCAAUCUCUGAGGUUCUUCCCGAGCAUAUUGCCUUCUGACGUGUUGGACCUCAACUCUUUCAAUUCUCAGCCCCUCAUGUUAAAAGGGACAUGGUUGAGGAAACUUUUUGUAAAUAAUCAUGGGCUUGGCAAGCCUAUGGUUCCUAUGUGCACAUAUCAAGGGGACAUUAUUGCAUGGAAGUCUAAUAUAAGUCAUUCAGUCCUAGUGCCCUUACUCUUCUCAACCCAUGGUAGAAGCGGUCAGCCAACUCACAUCUAGACUUCCUCCCUUCCAUCUUUUAGGUUAUGUAUGGUAACAGAACCGAUGCAUUGACCACAGAGCAAAGUCUAGGUUCUGGAAAGAGACCCAUCUUCUACCCUGACUAAGUAGAGUGGGAGAAUUCAAAGAAAGUUGCAAAAAGCAACCAGCGCUACGAAAUAGUUGGUACCCUGUCACUGCUUGUUUCUUUUACUUUGCCCGUACUGCACUUUCUCCUGAGAAAUGGCAAGGGAGUGGAGAGAAUUUCACACUGAACCCUGCCACCAGGACACUGCUGUGAUGGUCAAGCCAAAGUGAUCUAUUUCAUCCAGAAGUCAGGGAACACAUGGAACAUCAAGGUGUCAUUCUCAGAUAGCAUUAGGAGAUCAGCCAACAUGUCCUUUACAGAAACAGAAAGGGAGGGGGUGGGAGGGAGGGAAGGUGACAAGAAAAAAGGGCCAAUGGCACCCUCUAGGGCUUCAUGGUGCCAAUUGCAAGGUUUUGUCCUAAGAGCAAAAGGAAAAUAAAUCUGCCCCUGAGAAUGCAAAGCAUAAAAGCAAAACAGUUGAGCUUUGCUUUUAUACCUCUUGUGGCAGAGAGAAGGCUUCUGUCUCAGUCAUUUGGGAAGAUCUCGGGUAGCAAGACGAAAGGAAUGCUGCAUGUCAAGUGUAAGAGAAGGUGUUCAAAAGAGAUAUCAAGAAGCUAUUAAGGCAGGUUUUUUUCUCCCUGACCUAGGAAAUCACUGCUGCUGUUCACAGCUUAUGGAAGGGAAAACGAAGCUUGGUCCAGGAAACAGAAAACCUGAAACUAGCCACAAGAAUUCUAGUUUCCUGUUUUAUUCCAGGAUCAAAGCCCCGUUUUUCCUUAAGUGAAGGAUUGGUUAAAAAGUCAGCCACGAGGCUCCUAAAUAUUGACAGUGUAAAAUUUUUCUCUCUGUCUUCAGAUUCUGUGUGUAAAUAGCAGCUGUGACUUCUGCUACGAUGACUCUGCAACAGACUGCACAUCCAUAACUAUUUCCAAAUUGUUAAGUGGAUGGAUGCAGUUUGAUAGUAUAUUAUGAUACCUUUAGCCCUUUGCUUAUUUUCUAUUAUGGGACCAGCUCAUUUAUCAGACAUGUCUUAUUUCACAGAAAUAUAUCCCACAUGUUAAGGACAUUUUAAAUAUUUGUAUGUUUCCCUUCCCUGCUAACUUAUAGUGCAAUCCUAUACAUAUUGUCUCAGAAGCCCCCUCCCCAUGUGUAGGUAUAUAAGAUUCCAUUCUGCAAUAUUCAUCCACCACUACUACUACCCCACUCUCUAAAGGAAAGGCCAUACCUACUUGCACAUACCUGAAUUCAGUUUCUGCUGUAAGAAACUGCUAGAAAUUCGAGGGCAGGAUUUACUGCUCUGUUUUCAUGAAGAAAAUUAUUUCUUGGUUUAGAUCUGUCUAUACAGCACAGGUGCAGUUUGAGUUCAUGCCACAGUUUUUCCACAGAACAAUUCACCAGAGGAUGGAGCCAUGUUUAUCCUUGUUCUAACAUGCAGAUGGGCUAAACUCCUCAGGAUCACUGAAGAAAUGCACAAUUGUAAAAAUGUAGUUAAACUAAGGCUGCAGUUCUGUCUAGGUAGUCUUCAGUUAACAAACAGCCUUGCUUAGUCACCAUUCACAAGUAAUGACGGUCAUGAAAAAGUAACUUUAUGAUCAAUCCUUGCAUUGAUUGACCUUUGCAAAUCUGUAAAGGGAAAGAAAGAUUGUAAGCAUAGUCACAGUUCCACUUACUGUCCACUUUGCCUAAUGGCCAAGUUGCUAGUCCCAGUUGUGGUAUGUAAACAAGGUCUACCUAUAUACACUUUGCUGGGAGUAAGACCCUUUGAAAACCAAAAGACUUAGCGCAAGGAGAAAAAUGUAAAAUUGUACUACAAAUAUUGAAAAUGAUAUACUUAGGAGACUUGGGGGCAAUUCACACCUUUUUUGACUUGUGAGUCAUCUUAUUUCUGAAUGUAUCACUGAAAACAUGUACGGCUUGCUGUAUCCCUUCACCUGACACUGUUUGCAUCAGCACCAUGCCAUAAACCUAUAUAAAAGCUCCAAAAUAAAUCAGAUUAAUUAGCCCAUAUAGUCUGGUUAUCAAUCAUGCAUUAUGUUGGAAUUAAACUCUUUGUUAUGCUGAAA
Ahaetulla prasina is the source of this 9192-nucleotide messenger RNA. It is a transcript of the gene SYNPO, whose product is annotated as synaptopodin. Gene Ontology annotation, biological process: spine apparatus assembly; modification of dendritic spine; positive regulation of actin filament bundle assembly. Gene Ontology annotation, molecular function: actin binding. NCBI's taxonomy places the organism in Eukaryota, Metazoa, Chordata, Lepidosauria, Squamata, Colubridae. The record is from RefSeq and is a predicted model, not a curated record. Bases 82 to 3777 code for a protein of 1231 amino acids. The transcript has 3 exons. Gene Ontology annotation, cellular component: nucleus; actin cytoskeleton; Z disc.